This is a messenger RNA of Aspergillus uvarum CBS 121591, 526 nucleotides long. Its product is annotated as mitochondrial 37S ribosomal protein mS33. The record is from RefSeq and is a predicted model, not a curated record. Gene Ontology annotation, cellular component: mitochondrion. Lineage: Eukaryota; Fungi; Ascomycota; Eurotiomycetes; Eurotiales; Aspergillaceae. Bases 1 to 327 code for a protein of 108 amino acids. The transcript has 4 exons.
AUGGCGACUCAAUACAGCCGAGUAUUAGAGCUGGCAAAGGUCCAGUGCCGGAUAUUCUCACUAAACUUCAACCCGGAGAAGCUACGCCUGGGAAACAAGAUUCUACGUCAAAGACUACGCGGUCCGAGCCUUUCGGCAUGGUAUCCCAAGAAAACGGUCUCUUUCCGAGAUUUGCAAGCCACGUACAAGCCCUUGGGCUUAACAAUGUUUGAUGAAGGGGAAGAUGAUCGGGAAGAAGCCAUCCAGAUUGCCAAGUUGCGAGGGAAAGGCAGACCAAAGAAAAAGAGAACCGCCGCAGAAUCGCGGUCCGCCAAGAAGAAGAAAUAGACCACCAUUAGCACAUAUUGCAGACUUCACGUCUAGGUCAAUGGAAUUGAGACUUCUUGUUUACUUCCUGUCGUGGUAUAGGCGUGGCAUCGUUCCUAGUAUGGUUUAGUGUAAAUGAUUGCAUAUAUGCUAGAUCACUGAACAAAACAUUUGAAAAGGCCCAGAUCAGAAACAUAGGGCCUUUGAGGGUCUAUGUAGU